AUGGGCGUCUCGCUGCUGCUGCAGAAGCGGCUUGCCGCGUCGGUGCUCAAGUGCGGCAAGCGCAAGGUGUGGCUUGACCCCAACGAGGUGAAUGAGAUCAGCAUGGCUAACUCGCGGCAAAACGUGCGCAAGCUCGUCAAGGACGGGUUUGUGAUCAAAAAGCCGCAGAAAAUGGUUGGGUAG
Molecule: messenger RNA, 183 nt
Organism: Emiliania huxleyi CCMP1516
Lineage: Eukaryota; Haptophyta; Isochrysidales; Noelaerhabdaceae
Exons: 2
Coding region: 1-183 (60 amino acids)
Biological process (GO): translation
Cellular component (GO): cytosolic large ribosomal subunit; ribosome
Molecular function (GO): RNA binding; structural constituent of ribosome
Source: RefSeq, a predicted model, not a curated record